GGGACCAACUGUGUUCUCUUCUGAGCAAGGUGUGUUAGGUAAGCCAAGAUCUGGUUCUGAGGGUUGGCUAGAGACUGCGGGGUCCCACCGAGACGCCUAGGCACCCCACAGCCCUGGGGAGUCUGGGUCUUGCCUUUCCUCGGUCGCAGCACGCGAGUCAGUGUGACCCGCGUUCCCUGCAGCCUGGGAUCUAAGCAGGUGUUCUGGUGCUGAAGGUGGUUGGGCUCAGAAUGAGAAAAUGAGAGACCUAUGCAAACAGGAUGAUUGGACACUUAGCGACGGCGUUUGUGCUCAUCAGGAAUCAGCUGUGUAAGUGACGUCAGCGCAUGGACUGUAAGUCGGAAGAGAGCGCCCAGAGAACAGACUCACAGGCCUUUCAGGAACCAGACGGACUCCCAGAGGCCGGAGGUGAAGAUGGACUCUCUGAAAGCUUCCAGCUUCUGCAGGUGGAUGUGGAGUACGAGCGCCCAGAAGAGACCAGCCCUGCAAACAGUGCCGUGUGGAGCUCGAAAAACAUGCAAAGAAAACAGAGACACUGGGAAAGGAUAGUCUCCUCAAAGAAGAGCAAAAGGAAGCAGGAAAGAGAACGAAGGAAAGCCAAGCGUGCAGAAGACCCCGGUAACGGCACCUGCCCACAGCACAGCAAACGCUUUUUGAAAGCCUUAACCAAAGAGAAACUUUUGGAAGCCAAACACUCAGGACCAAGACUAUGUGUUGACUUGAGCAUGACCCAGCACAUGUCAAAGAAGGAAUUGAGUAGGUUGGCGGGACAGAUUCGAAGGUUGUAUGGUUCGAACAAAAAAGCCAGCAGGCCCUUUUGGAUCUGCCUUACUGGAUUCUCAACUGCCAGCCCCCUCUAUGAGGAGUGUCUGAGGAUGAACGACGGGUUUUCUGCUUACUUGCUGGAUGUGACAGAAGAAGACUGCUUUAGCCUUUUUCCUCUGGAAACCCUUGUGUACCUGACUCCUGACUCCGAACACUCCCUUGAAGACAUUGAUCAGAGCACAGUUUACGUUAUUGGUGGACUUGUAGAUGAGAGCAUUCAGAAGAAGGUGACAUUUCAAAAAGCCCGAGAAUACUCUGUCAAGACAGCCCGCUUGCCAAUCCAGGAAUACAUGAUCAAGCGCCAGAAUGAGAAAAACUACCAUUCGGAAAUAUUGGCCAUCAACCAAGUGUUCGAUAUCCUGUCUACUUACUUUGAAACUCGUAACUGGCCUGAAGCACUGAAGAAAGGAGUUUCUCCAGGAAAAGGCUACGUUCUUCAGAAUUCAGCAGAAGGAUGAGCAGCCUAAGAUUCCAGCUGCAGGGGGUGAAGUGCCAGAGGUGUCUUGACCAAAGGACCAGGCAAAGUGUGGCAAUGGCACACACUUGCCUCUACAUGCUAUCUCGGAUCUUUGAAAGCCAUUAGUGGCAAGGACCACAUUUUAUGUUGUCACCCACAAUGCCUAACUCACUGAAAAUGCCCUGAUAAAACAUAUUAUGGUUUAAAAAAAAAGCUUGUGUUAAGUAAUUGCCAAAAUACAUGUCAUUCUGGGUGUUAAUUCAUGCUUUGUACAUUCAUCUGUUUGUGAAAGGUCUACUUUUAAAGUUGUUUAAAUGAUUGUCUGAACUUUUCAUUUAACUUACAUAAAAUUAUUUUUGUCACCUGAAAUGUGCCGAUUUCCACCAGCUCAGACAUAUGCUGCAACAAGCUCUGCUGUCCUAGCCCCGCCUGGCCCGCACUACUUUACGUUUAGAGUACUUGGUUCUUUCCUGUGGCUCUCACCCUGUUCUUGUUCUGACUAUAGUCAUGGAGGGCUCCUCUCCUCUAGUCUUUGUAAAUAGCUUUGUGUAGCCUUGAGCUUAGACAAGCCAAGUGCUCUGGACAAAUAUAUACCCCAAGUUAAUAAAAACAAAAGUAAUUAUUGAUAAAUCCAACAUAAAGCAGCCAAAAAAGGUUGCUGCAUUCUGACAGAGAAGCAUACUGAUCCACCUUCUGUGUUACUCUUAUUGCAGGAUAGGCAAGGCCUCAGGGAAGCCCUUUAAGGGACUGGGCCACAUAGGCUUCAGGGGUCCAUAACUCAUUCUCAGAGGUCUGACUGAACUGAGAACCCCUCAGCUCUUACCACCUGCCAGCCUACACUUUUCCCUGUGGAGGUUUUACCAUAACGUAGAUAGCACAGAAUCUUCCUCCAACUCUAAACACUCCUCUUUAUCCAAAACCUGAGCUCGUAGGUUUUUAAGAUUGUGGGAAUUCUGUUAAAUGAUGUUUAGCCAGCCUUGGAUUAAAAAUCUUCAUCAUACUAUUACAUCUAAGGAAAAAAAAACUGAAUAUAUAUAAAAAAUACUAAUUAUGAAGUGAAA
This is a messenger RNA of Mus musculus (house mouse), 2343 nucleotides long. It is a transcript of the gene Trmt10b, whose product is annotated as tRNA methyltransferase 10B. The transcript has 9 exons. Gene Ontology annotation, molecular function: tRNA (guanosine(9)-N1)-methyltransferase activity. Gene Ontology annotation, cellular component: cytosol. NCBI's taxonomy places the organism in Eukaryota, Metazoa, Chordata, Mammalia, Rodentia, Muridae. The record is from RefSeq and is marked validated. The coding region runs from base 327 to 1283 and encodes 318 amino acids.